Cadophora gregata is the source of this 2567-nucleotide messenger RNA. RefSeq lists its product as uncharacterized. The record is from RefSeq and is a predicted model, not a curated record. Gene Ontology annotation, molecular function: DNA-binding transcription activator activity, RNA polymerase II-specific; zinc ion binding. The coding region runs from base 755 to 1909 and encodes 384 amino acids. Gene Ontology annotation, biological process: regulation of transcription by RNA polymerase II. The transcript is spliced from 2 exons. NCBI's taxonomy places the organism in Eukaryota, Fungi, Ascomycota, Leotiomycetes, Helotiales, Ploettnerulaceae.
UUAAGCUUAGCGACCUUUGUCCAUCGGUCAGGAACAACAGUGUUGGAAAUCUUCUUUUCAGUCCCAGCUUAAUUGGUUACCAGUCAUUAAAAGGAGAACACAACAUUGAAGUUAACGCGUCCCGGAAACGUAAUCAGCCCAGUCCGUUGAUACAACCUCGCAAUGGUUCACCCGUAUCAUUUCCAGUAUCAAAGACCAAGAUCUUCCAAUGGUAAUGCGCCGACCGUGUUCAGCCCCUUGAUGCCUUGUGCAUCAUCCAAUUACAUUGUUUACUCACGCUCUCGCCUAUCGUACACUAGAGGUAUACGAUAGGCGAGAGCGAGACCGCAUCGGUGACUGCAGCAACUGGCCGAUCUUGGCAAGGCUGCCAAGCUUUGAGAGUACGUAUGUUCAGCUACGACAUCUCAAAGAAAUGUACCUCAAAACCAACAGGAGGCUGAGUAGCUCCUUCUAAACUGUCUGCCAAGACCGAUAAUUCUUUAUAUCUUUGUGCGUUGGGCGGAGGUCCUCUUAAUACAUCGACUUCGGUGAUUAGCACGUGACUUAACCGGUCAUGUUAUUCCCGACACCGAUAUCACGGGCCAAGCCCUGCGCCCUCUCCGACACGACAACCACUCUCCAAGCUGGAUUAUAUGUCAUCCCAGGCACUCAAGUCUCGGAAAGUAAUUCGAGCUUCAUGAAGAUCUUCUAACCGACCGUUGUACGCAAACCUCGUCCGACUCUCCACCAGCUGCUCUGCAGCUCCAACUUCACAAUGCCAACUCGUCGUACUCACAAGAAAUCACGACUCGGAUGCCAGGAGUGCAAGAAACGGAAAGUCAAGUGUAGCGAAGCCCGGCCUUCCUGCUCGUAUUGUAUACGCGCCAGCUGUCCCUGCGUCUACCCCCUCUCAACAAGCACCCGCGUCUCGGCACUCAAAACGCCACCAGACUCAACCGGCAGCCCGAUCGCAUCUCCAGAGACAUCAACACCAACAGAGGCUGGGGCAGCCUCAGGCCCCACAUUCGAUAUGCUCGACUUGACGCUCAUGAACCACUUCACGGCCGUCACGGCACUCACCUUGUUCUCGGGCGAGCAGCAGCGGCUGGUCUGGCAGAGAGAUAUUCACUACCAGGCACGCUCGCAUCCGGUCCUGAUUCAUGGGAUCCUCUCCGUAGCAGCUAUACACCUUGCGCUUCUUGAGCCAGAUAACUCAGCUCAGUACCGACUCCGUGCUCUCCAUCAUCACGAUCUGGGAGUCCAGCUCUUCAAUCAACAACUAAGCAACAUCACCUCCGAAACAUCUCAGACUCUCUUCCCCUUCGCCGUCAUGCUUGUCGUAUGGGCUCACUCCUCUCCUAUCAUCGUCAAAGAGGAUUUACAGCUAGAUCAUAUCUUCCAUCUACUGGAGCUAGUAAGAGGAUGCAAGACCAUCUUCAUGAUGCACUGGGACUCAAUAAGUGGGACACCUAUCGCCUCACUCAGGGAAUUCGUCCCACGGCUGAAAUCCCACCAGCUAAUCCUUUCCUACGUCGCAUUACGCGCCUUUGAGAAUCUAAGACUGCAAUGCUCAGAUCCCAUAUACGACCACGCUAUCGGACGGCUAGAAAACGUAUUCAUGAAAUCAGCCGGCGAAGCAGACGAUGUGCGGACAGUCGUUGCCUGGCCAUGUAUGAUCAAUGAAGAGGUGUGGGAUCGCCUGAGGAACAAGGAUGCAAUGUCGUUGUUUAUUCUUGCGCAUUAUGCGAUGCUGUUGGAGAAGUAUGAGGCGCAGUGGUGGUGGAUUAAUGGGUGGUCGAGGAGGAUUUUGGUUGUUGUCGGGGAGGUGUUGAGUGAUGCUGAUAAGGCGGCGUUGGGUUGGCAUACUUUUCUUGCGCAUGUUGAGGAGCAUCGGCAGGAAUUAGUUGAUAGAGCUGUGGAUGUGGAAUGAACUUGCGUUUGUAACUCAUGCUAUUCUCUGCUCGUUUGGUGGUGACUGUCCAACUCUUGACUGAUUCUGUUCCUGCCCGGCCAGCAACUGAGAGAUACUUCCGCUACCUUUCCAUUCUUGUAGGACAUGCCCAGCAAGGGUUCGGGUCUUUUCCAAAUCCAACACUCCUCCGAACAACUAACUCUAUAGCUUUUUCUACCUCGACUCUCUAGCCACCACCAACCGCCAUCAAACUUCUCACCACCCAACCCCUUGCACAGCCCAAAUCUCUCUUGCAAAUGGAUUUUUUUCAACAGUACUGAUCAACCGACCCUCUUCCCAAUAUAAAAAGCUCAACCCAAGCCUCCAAGAAAGUCUUACGCAACAUCUUUAUCACCCAGCAUCCAAUCGACGCAUUCGUAUACGUUGAGGAAGUGGGGAAGAUGAGGGGAAGAGGUACGUAAAUCAAAAGGGAGGUGGUAGGGAAAGAAGAUAGAGGGGGCAGCGAGGGUGAGGAGAGAAGUGGAGCCUAUGAAUAAGCGAAACAAGUCUAAAAGUAAACAACAUCCACUCCACCCAGUGUCCAAAUCCUGGAUCGAGAUUCCAUUUAGUUGAUUUCAAUUCCAUUCAUUUCAAUUCCAUUUCCAAACGCCACUCCCCAAGCCAAUCCAGUCCAGCC